This is a messenger RNA of Caenorhabditis elegans, 1002 nucleotides long. It is a transcript of the gene srh-264, whose product is annotated as Serpentine Receptor, class H. The record is from RefSeq and is marked reviewed. The transcript has 4 exons. Lineage: Eukaryota; Metazoa; Nematoda; Chromadorea; Rhabditida; Rhabditidae. Bases 1 to 1002 code for a protein of 333 amino acids.
AUGAUAUUCAUGGAAAGCCCGGAUUUCUUUUUUUAUACUCUACAUUCUAUGGGAGCUGUAGCCUGCCCACUCCAAAUACUUGGCCUGUAUUGUAUUCUAUUCAAAACUCCACAAUCAAUGAAAUCGGUUAAAUGGGUUCUUUUCAAUGCUCAUAUUUGGUCCAUUUUGUUUGAUAUAUCAGUUACUGCACUAACCAUGCCAUUUCUAGUGUUCCCAGUUCUUGGGGCAGCACCAUUAGGCAUUUUAACAACUAUGUUCGGAGUUUCAAGUGAUUUUCAAAUCUAUUUGGAAUUCACACUUUUAUUCACGGUCUUGUUCUCAGAUAUGUUGAUUUUCGAAAAUCGUUACUAUCAAUUAUUUGCGAAAAAUAAAGUUUGGCGACAUUUUAGAAUGCCAAUGAUUAUUUUGAAUUACGGAAUCGUUGCUACAUUCAUGCUUCCGACGUUUUUGAAUACUCCUGAUCAGUUAACAGCUACUGAAUUAGCUUUCAAACAAGUUCCAAAUCUACCUGUCGAACUCAGAUCCAUGAACCUUUCAAUCUGGGCAACAGAUUAUCGACUCUUUCUGGGAUCUUUCAUCUUUAUCACAUCCUUCCAACUAAUGGAAUUUAUUCCUCUGAUUUUAAUAACCGACUGGAAUGUCCGAACAUCAAUCAAGAAAUCAACGCAGUCACGGCAAACAAUGCAGCUCCAAUUAAAGUUCUUAUUGGCUCUUUAUGCACAGAGCGGCGCAUUCUUCCUGACCUGCUUCACUCCUUACGUAUACAUUUUGUACUCCUGCUUUACAAACUAUUACAACCCCAUUGCAAACAACUUUAUAUUCAUUUUCGUAGCAUCACGUGGAUCAAUAUCGACAAUAAUUUUGCUAUCAGCAUAUAAACCUUACAAAAAGGAUGUGGUCAAUAAAUUUCAGUUACUUGGUACCUCGCUCGGUUGCUUGAAAAAGAAAAAAGUUGCGAAUCAAACUGGAAUUUUCAUAACUAAUCAGAACACAUCUUUUUGA